Messenger RNA from Saprolegnia parasitica CBS 223.65, 579 nucleotides. RefSeq lists its product as hypothetical. Gene Ontology annotation, biological process: mRNA processing. NCBI's taxonomy places the organism in Eukaryota, Oomycota, Saprolegniomycetes, Saprolegniales, Saprolegniaceae. The transcript has a single exon. Bases 57 to 419 code for a protein of 120 amino acids. The record is from RefSeq and is a predicted model, not a curated record.
GAAAGGUGGAGCGUUGGUGGUGAAAACGCCCGCAGCUCUGGUUUUUUGGUCUCACGAUGAACAGCGUCGUCCGCGUCCUGGGCCGUCUCGGCGCCACGAAGGCCGCCCCUCCCGCGCGCCUCCUCUCGGGCGUCGCCCGCCAAGGCCCCUCCAUGGACACGCUCUGGAACGUCGGCUCCUUCCCGAUCAUGGCCACGGCCAAGCCGGCCAUGAUGCUCUCGACGCACGAGAUGCUGCUCCACGUGUCCAACCCGGCGCUCGACGUCUUCUACCCGUCGCCGUCGGAACUCAUUACGGACAUGGGCCACCAGGUCGAGUACCACGCCGAUAGCGUGCUCAAGAAGCGACGAAAAAAGAUGAACAAGCACAAGCACAAGAAGCGCGUCAAGGCGCUCCGCGAUAGAACCAAGAAGAAUUAGACGACGGAUGCGUAGACCUCCCGCCGCCGCCUCUAUUGCGAGGCGUAACCAUCAAGCAACUCGGAUGAUGGCCUUAUUGGCUUUGUUAGCAAGCAGUCGACUUUCCAUUAAUACCAGUGUUAAUGGUGCGCCAAGGCAAUCGUAUCGACAUGCUGGCGAG